GACACAAGGUGGAGAGAGUCCUGUCUCCAGGUGGCUUCAAACCUCCGUGCUUCCCCACUCUUCGUCAUCUCGUGCUCUUCCUGUUACCUGGCAGAGAUAUGGAAACAUCAUCAGGAUAGGGAGGCGCAUCAAGUGGGUGUUAUUGUAAGGCUUCUAGACAAACUUUGGAGCAGGAUUUAGAAGUUUACUCACAUCACAAGGGAUAAAAGGAUAAAAAGAUCGUCUGUAUCAAAGGAAGGACUGAAUCCUCAGGUGGAUUAUGAAUAUGGCCUUUUUAUCCGUGAAGCACAAAUCCCUUUUCCCCCUCCUCCUGCUCUUUUAUGUCCCCCUCACCUGUCUGUGUCAGUCAGCCAACAGCAGCUCAAGCAAUGCAACAACCUCUUCCUCAAAUGAUACGUUCCUGAAGGGCGUGCCGGGCUGCGGCAGACGACUGAACCCCAUCUAUAGGUACCUGUGUGACCGCAGGGCAGCAUGGGGCAUCGUCCUGGAGACCCUGGCCUCUUCAGGCUUCCUGUUCACCAUUGCUCUCCUCCUGGGCAUGCUGAUCUGGUCCCUGUGGAUCUGUAUGUCGUCCAGGAACCAGCGCAGCAGCAUUGGAAGCACGGUGGCCUGCAUGACCAUGUUCUUGUUGGCCACAGCGGGGAUCUUUGCCAUCACCUUCUCCUUCAUCAUUCGCCUCACCCCUCAGACCUGCCCCACCAGGCUCUUCCUCUUCAGCGUGCUCUUCUCCCUGGCCUUCUCCUGCCUGCUGGCUCGCUGUCUGGCUUUGCUGGGCUUCGCGGCGGCACGUGGCUGGGGGGAGCCUGCUCUGGCCCUGGGGCUCUUCACUGUGCAGGUUAUCAUCUCUACCCAGUGGAUGAUCGUCGUGUUGGUGCGGGACAGAAAGCCAUGCGAGUACAGCCAGAAGGAAUUUGUCAUGCUGCAGAUCUACGUGCUGUGCCUCCUGGCUGUCAGUUUGAUCCUCUCCCUGCACUUCCUGUGCCGCUCCUGCUUCACAUACAGCUACAGCUACACCGGCGCCGUCCGCCAGCAGAGCCAAGCACAGGCCACGCUGCUCUUCUUCACACUGCUGCUCUCCGCCUGCAUCUGGGUGGUGUGGAUCACCAUGCUCAUCAGGGGGAACCCAGAGGUGGACCGUCGGCCUCAAUGGGACGACCCGGUGAUUUGCAUCGCCCUGGUGGCCAACGGCUGGGUGUUACUGAUGGGAUUCGGUUUGUCCCAGAUCGCCUUCUUCUGCCGGGGGGAGGCCAAGUCCAAGGACAUCCCUCUGAGCUUCGCAGGCUGGACGAGCCCCAGUGCUGAUAUCCCAGGACUGGCAAGCCCCAAGGAAGGCAGGGAAAAUGGAAGCUUUGAGAAUGAUGGCAGGAGGACUGAGCAGUCGCUGCGAUCGCCCUACGAGUCCGGAUUCUCUGUGACAGAAAUCGACCCUGACAAGGAUUACACCAUCCCUCGCCCACAGACCACCAACUUCCUGGAACCUUAUGACGAAUAAUGAUUGAAAUAACUUGCUCCAACACAAACACAAGAACUGACAUACACCAAAAACCAGAGCUGGGGGAGACCCGGCUCAUGCACUAAUUUGUACUUGGCACAAACAUGUGUUUUUCUGUUUUCAAAUGUAAAUAUUUGUGUGUUAUUUUCAAAUGUGGCACCAUCCUCUGUCCCAAAAAGAAGAAAGGACUCAGCAGAGUGACUCAUCUGCUCGAGUUUCAUCAUGGAGGCUGGAUGGGUUCAGAUAGUCCAGCUUUCUUCUGGCGGGAAAUCUACAUCACAAAUGCUUAGUGGAAGUGAGUCUUGAUGGUGUGUGUGUGUGUGCUGCUCUAAGAUGGUAUAUAAUAGCCCUGAGGCGAUAGAGGAGGCGUGAAACUGUCACUCUGAAGGUGCCAAACUGCUGAGCGGAGCAGAGGCAUCUGUGAGCGGCAGGGAGGAGGAAGAGGAGAGAGGAAGGGAGAUUAGAUGAGAUGAGACAAGACAGGAGGAGGAUAGGACAGGAGACCUGUCAGCACCGUGGGAGGCUCGUGCCAUCACUGAUUAACAUCUUCAUAUUCAAAGUUGCAUUACAGUCGCCUGGGCUCUGUUGGCGCGCUGGAAACAAUGGAUGUGUUCUGCGUGCGUGGAGAGAUAAGAGCUUCACAAGGCAUGUCUCUCCCCAGCGAUGCACUCUGACUUUCUCCACAUGCUGGUGUUAUCAAUAAAAAGGUUUGUCUAUAAAA
Molecule: messenger RNA, 2213 nt
Organism: Epinephelus fuscoguttatus (brown-marbled grouper)
Lineage: Eukaryota; Metazoa; Chordata; Actinopteri; Perciformes; Serranidae
Product: G-protein coupled receptor family C group 5 member D
Exons: 4
Coding region: 260-1492 (410 amino acids)
Biological process (GO): G protein-coupled receptor signaling pathway
Cellular component (GO): plasma membrane; intracellular membrane-bounded organelle; extracellular exosome
Molecular function (GO): protein kinase activator activity; G protein-coupled receptor activity
Source: RefSeq, a predicted model, not a curated record